AUGACAAACCCUAAAGUCUUCUUCGACAUGCAGAUCGGCGACACUCCGGCCGGUCGAAUCAUUAUGGAGCUUUACGCCGACACCACUCCCCGUACAGCCGAGAAUUUUCGUGCACUCUGUACAGGAGAGAAAGGUGUAGGUAAUUCCGGUAAGCCAUUGAAUUAUAAGGGAUCUGUUUUCCACCGGGUGAUACCUGGAUUCAUGUGUCAAGGAGGAGAUUUUACUGCUGGUAAUGGUACUGGUGGUGAAUCAAUCUAUGGUUCUAAAUUUGCUGAUGAAAAUUUUGUUAAGAAACACACUGGUCCUGGAGUUCUGUCAAUGGCGAAUGCUGGACCGGGAACAAAUGGAUCUCAGUUCUUUAUUUGUACGGCGAAGACGGAAUGGCUUGAUGGGAAACAUGUUGUGUUUGGGCAAAUUGUGGAGGGGUUGGAUGUUGUUAAGGCGGUGGAGAAGGUUGGUUCGAGCUCUGGGAAAACGUCGAAGGUCGUGACAAUCGCCGAUUGUGGCCAGCUUUGAAUUAUUCUAUUUAUUUU
Molecule: messenger RNA, 533 nt
Organism: Impatiens glandulifera
Lineage: Eukaryota; Viridiplantae; Streptophyta; Magnoliopsida; Ericales; Balsaminaceae
Product: peptidyl-prolyl cis-trans isomerase-like
Exons: 1
Coding region: 1-516 (171 amino acids)
Biological process (GO): protein peptidyl-prolyl isomerization; protein folding
Molecular function (GO): peptidyl-prolyl cis-trans isomerase activity
Source: RefSeq, a predicted model, not a curated record